GUGAGCUCUCCUGUGUGAGAGUUAAAAAAAAAAGUUGUUAUUAGGCAACGUACGUGCUGAAUUUUUCGUUCCUAGCGUAAAUGAUAGGUCUACGUGUGCAGCUUUUAAUUUUUAACUUGAACAUAAAUCUUCAAGAAACUCCAUUCACUCUAGGAUAUUCACCAGCACAGCACCAAAAUGUGAUAUAGUAUACGAGUUAUCGAUCUUUGCCAGGAUCUGGAAUCAAGUAGCAGAAGUCAAGCAUGACCGGUGUUAUUAUAGACCAACGAUCACAAGGGAAGUUAUGUUUUUAAAAGGACAGUUAAAGCACAAUGAUCUAGCAGACGAGAUUGGUGGAAUUUUCAAAUUUUAAAACGGAACUAUUGUUAUGAAACAAAACAACUUUUUUAUAUUCAAUGUCACGUUCUGUGGAUUUUUCUGAAUAUCACAGGCAAUAAAACAUUUUUAUAACAAUGGCAUGUUCACAAACAGGCCUACACGGAGCGCACAGAUUGAUCAGGUUAACUUUCUUUGGGACGAUGGCUUUCACAUAAGUUUUUAUCAACAAAGCACGCACUCCAGUAUGAUUAAGAUAAUGGAUGUACAAUUAAAACUUUGCAUUGAGUCCACUUUCCUGGGCUGAAGUGAGGUCAUCGUGGUCCAGCACCUACUAUGUCUGUGAUGGCUGAAGACAUUUCCAGAGGCGUAGUCACAAACUCCAGCCAGGUUCACAAGGAUGUCGGGGACCUCAGAAGACCCCUCAAGUUGCGCUUCUUUGUCAACGGCGACCGCUACUUUAGAGGCAAGAAGAUGUACGUCGCUCCCAACCGCUACCACACCUUCAACGACCUCCUGAACGACCUCACGGGAAAGUUGCCCUCCAACGCCAACCUCCCUUACGGCGUCCGGCAGAUCUUCACCCCGGUCUCAGGGAGGAGGAUCUACGACAUCGCUGAUCUUAUCAACGGCGACACGUAUGUUUGUGCCGGUUUCGAGGGCUUCAAGGUGAUCAAGUAUGGUCGUGCUGCUCUGGAGCCUUGGUCUAUGGCUCGACCACAGCAAACCACCAACAAUGAAGGUGACAGCGAGUACCUCGGCAAUUACCGAUACCGGGGCUACGUCACCAACGCCUUCCAUCCUGGCCGUUACUUUCGGGCCAACCAUUCUCUGCCUCAGCGGCGUUGGCCCGGGCCGUUUGGUAGCAGCGAGCGAGGACCCAAAAACACGCAGUCAGAAGGCCAAACCCAGAAGCCAAAAGUCAUCACCAUUGUGAAAUACGGGCCGAAGCCGAGGAGCAGUAUAAAAAUUUUCCUGAACCACCGAUCCGUUUUGUCGUACGAGCAGCUCAUGUCUGACAUUGCUGAGGCUAUCGGGCGAGGAGAGGGCAAAGGUCAAAGGCUAUUCGGCGUCAACGGAAAAGAAGUGCAGGGCAUUUCCGACUUUUACCGAAACAUUAAUGUUUUCAUAGCUGUUGGAGCGGGCGAGGCUAAUCCAAGCCAGGACGUUGUCUCAGAUAUACUUGUGGAGCUUUUCCCUGAAGGAAACGACGCCAAGAACUAUUUGAAAGACUGGGAGAAAUCUCAGAGGAAAAACAAAAAACCAGCUUGGAGUAUAGACGCGGCUGCAAAAACGAAUGACUCCAAUAACCCAAAAGCUCCAAAGGUUGAACCCGUCCACGCCCAAGACAAACGCGACAGCGGGUUUGACUCCAGCGACACGGCCACCAACAAAUCAGAAACGGAUCAUGUCCCGCCCGCAGAGCACAAACCAAAACAAAAGCAUAGGAAGAAGGCGGCUCGAGAGUUAGCUAAAGAGAGCGCCCCAGAAAACAAUAACGAUUGGUCCGCCGAUCAGAACCAAAACUACGCAUCCAAAUUGGAGAAGCAACGAAUGAAACUUAUUAACGAAGAGCGGGAAAGAGUGAACCGGCGAAUGCAGAAAAUUAUAGACACAGAGAGAAGGGUGAGAGAAGAAGAGAGAAGGAAAAUGGAACAAGUGCCGACCGAGCGCCAUCAUCCAGAAAAUCUUUUCACAAAACAUGAAACAAGCGCCCAUGUGAGCGAAUCGGUAGAGGUGCCGGAGCAAUCCAAAGUGGAUGACGAAAAGGCAUUACUAGAGAGGAAGCAGAGAGAAAGAGAAGAAAGAGAAGCUGCUGAGCUUGCUGCCAGGCAUCGGAUGGCUAUGGCUGAAAGAGCAGAGCGAGAAAAAAGAGAGAAAGAUCUUCUCGAGAAGAAUAAACUGAACGCCCAAAGGAAAGCGGUGGAAACGGAGGGGAAUAAAACUGAACCCAGUACUGAAAAAAUGACUUACGAUACAAAAUCUGAAACGCCACACAAAGAUGUGAAGGCUAGCGUUGACCUAGAAACUGCCAAUGAAACUCAACCCAAUCAGACGUUACAAAUUAAAGACACUGAUACUGCUGAGGUCUCAAAUGCGCUGGAAAAUGUCCCCAAAGAAAACAUUUCCUCUGAGCAGCCUGCUCAUCAUGCGGACGCCAAAGACCAGACGAAAAGUCAGCAGAAGGAGAAACGGAAGCAGGAGAAGGAAGAAAGGCAACAGAGAAAACGCGCCAAGACGAAGAUCGUCCGGAAGACCCGGGCCGAGCGUCAAGUCAGCAGCGACGAGUCCGUGGUGCAGCGUUACGACUUUGGCAAGAAGCUCGGCGACGGCAACUUCGCCGUCGUCCAUCAGUGCAAGAACAAGGAGAGCGGCCAGGAGGUGGCCAUCAAGGUCAUCGACAAGUCCAAGCUGAAGGGGAAGGAGCACAUGGUGGAGAACGAGAUCGACAUCAUGAAGGACUGCAGCCACCACAACAUUGUCAGACUUUUUGAGGAGUACGAGACGCCCGAAAGGAUUUACCUUAUCAUGGAGCUGGUCAAGGGUGGAGACUUGUUUGAUGCUAUUACCCAAAGUAUUAAGUUUGGUGAGGCUGAUGCUGCUCUAAUGGUGAGAGACAUGUGCAGUGCUCUUUUCUACUUACACUCAAGGAGCAUAGUGCACAGAGACCUGAAACCUGAGAAUUUACUGGUCCAUAGAAACAAAGAUGGCAGUAUUAGUUUGAAGCUGGCAGACUUUGGCCUUGCUAUGGAAGUGAAGGAGCUGAUCUACACAGUGUGUGGUACACCGACCUAUGUAGCACCAGAGAUCCUUACAGAAAUAGGUUAUGGCUUGGAAGUAGAUAUGUGGGCAGUUGGAGUCAUCAAUUAUAUUUUACUGUGUGGCUUUCCACCGUUUCGUUCACCAGACAGAAACCAGACAGAGCUGUUUGAGUACAUCAAAGCUGGGGACUAUCAAUUUAUCUCCCCUUAUUGGGACAAUAUAUCUAGAAGUGCCAAAGACUUAAUAAGCCGAUUGCUUAUAGUGGACAGGAAGAAACGCUACAGCUCAGUGGACGUACUGUGCCACAAGUGGAUUGUGUGUGGUGGUCAAUCAGAUAUUGUCCCCAGUGGGGCCCAGAGCAUAGACGCAGCCUGCAAAGAGAUGCGGAAAGAGCUAGAGACACAAAACAAGUUGAACUAUGAAAACUACCAGAAGUUGAAAGAGAAAAAAAGAAGAGAGCGGGAGAAGAAAGAGGAAUGAAAUGACUGCCUGGUUGUGUACUGACUGCCUGGUUGUGUGCGAUGUUCUCUGAACUGUCAUUCGAUCAUCCCAGGCUCAAACCCUGCCUACCACCAUCCUCCACCAUCCUGCAGGAGGUUUUGGCUUGGAUGCAAUAAUCUUCAUUUCUGAAGGAACAUCCAAAACUUGUAAAGCAAAACAAAAUAAUCAAAUACUUAUACAUUUGUAAUUUGAUUCGUUGCUUUAACAAAUCAGCAAGAAUCUGCAAUUUGAUCUAUAACUAGUGUUAUGUUAAAAAACUGGCAAAUAGAGUCAAAGUUUGUUACUAAUAAUCCUUUGACCAUACAUCCAAUAAAACAUUCCAAGUUAUAAGAGAAACAGUAAUGUCUGUUGGACUAAAGUCUUCUUUUCUAACUUUAAGCCUGUGAUAUUGUGUACAUAAAAUCUUGCAUACCAGUAUCUUACAAGUAUAUAUAUAUAGUGUAAUUGUCCUUACCUAAUGAUGAGUCUAUAAGAAUAAAAGUAAUACCUUGAGCUUGGUUGCAAAAAGGUUAAUUAAUUCCUUAUUUAUAUUUUUUAAUAAUCUCAUAAUGCAAGUCUUAAUGAAAAGAAAUGUUUUAUAACUUUUUUUUUUCUAAAUGAAACUUCUGUAUGAUUACAGAAAACAAAUUUCACAACCCAUCCAGUUAAUUAAUCAGCACAUACAUUGCUAAGUAUCAAUUAUUUUUCCUAUAGUACACCCUUGUAUAGCAGUUUCUAGUUCUAUAAUUGGUAACUAUUUAUUAGCUUUAAUUUGCUCUACCAUUUCUCUUCUACAUGUUGACUUUUGAUGAUUGCUUGAUUUUGUUGUAAAUUUUUGGAUAGAGGAUGAAAACAUUAGACUUCAACUUGGAUGGCUGUAUUGUUGUGUGAUGAGAACUCUGGACUGUCAGUUGAUUACCUCCAUGGUCCUGGGUUUGAAUGUCACUCGCCAUCUCCUGCUGCCAUCCAGGGGGAUGUUUGGCAUAGGAUGUAAUGAUUAUGCACUUAUGUAUAUACCGUAUAAUACUGUUUACAACUUUUUCAUUGUUGAUAUCCUCACAAAUGUGUGUUUCUAUUUAUACUAGCCCCAUUAUUAACCAUUGUUUUAGCUGGUAUUUUGUUGCAAACCUCUUCCUACACCAUUCAUACUUUUAUGUACAAGAAAUAACUAUUGUAUCGUAAAAAGACUAAGCUUUAUUUGAAGCAUUCCGCCUGUGAUAGUAUGUACAACUUUGUAUAUAGUUGAAAUAAAAGAGCUUGUGAUAUAUAAAUAUAGUACAAUGUCCAAUUAUAAAAUGCUGUUGUUAAAUAUGACUUCUGGCAAAUGUUAAACCCUUUGUUGUUUAUCUUGACUUCAUUAGUUAACAGAUAAAUCUCUUUUUGAAAGCUAAAAAGUAAUUGUAUAGAAUUAUUUUAAAAUUGAUUUCUUAUUUGACAGACCUUAUACAGUAUUUUUAUUGGACCAGUAAAAUUUAAAAUGUUAUUUUCAUUUAAAUAAUUAUGUAAUGUUUUACUCUGUAAUAUGAUAAGUUUAAAAAAGUCUUUAUAAGUAAUGUUUAGUCAGACUUGUUUCAUUAUUCUAGUGAAUAAAUUAUUUGUUCAUUUUUGAAAAUAAAAUGACAUUAAAAGUCAUUUUAUCAAAGUUGUUGAUACAAUGUAUAGAGAAUUACUUUUUAGACAGAUUUAAAGCUACAUGCUUUUAUUUAUAUGUAAUUUAAGCAGAAAUUUCAUCGAUGUUUAUGAAUUAGUUGACGAUUUGAUUCUUCUCAUUCCAGUAGACUGGGUGAGAAUGUAAAACUUUGUCUUAAUCUGUCAUUUGUUUCAAUUUUUAUUGUAUUUGAUUAGUUGUUCUCUAGCAGUCCAUGACAACAACUUCCUAUUUUUAAUGUUAUUGUCAACCAGUGUUUGGUAAUGAAGUUGGCAAAGUUAAUUUUAAACUUUUACAGCCCAAUAAAAAAGCAUAUCAGAAACUUGACUUCAUGAUUUAAUGCUAGCUUUCUCUAUACAAACUUUCGAAUCAUUUUUUUUUAACUUUAAAAGUGCUUGUAGGUCUUUUUUUUUUCUUCCACAAUCAAUAACAUUUGUGACUAAAUGUUAGGAUAUAUAAAUGAAUUUAUUUUAGAGGUGAAUUUAUUUUAAAAAAGAUUAACAAGCACACCAUCAUUUAGUUUUCAAAUUUGUUUAAGCUAAGCUACAUUCUCCUGAAACCAUUAGUAACCAUCAUCACAGACAGACUGUAAUAAUGGUUGCUGAGAUUGCUGCUGCCAAUUGAGAUCUCUGGAUGGUUUUGAACAUUAUAAAAGGAUGUUUAAAAUGAUUGAACAUCCUUUGGUUUAGCACUUGAGACUUGCUAGAAAUUUUUUCUGGGGUUUGAAUUCUGAUACCUUGUCAUCUUUAGAUUUGGGUAGCAUAUCCAAAUGCCUAUUGCAAAAUGAGAUAAAUAUAUAUUUAGACAGAUCAACAUCCAAGGAUGCUAAUUGAAAGGAGAUAAACGUCACAUCUUUUCAGGUAAGGAUGUCUAGGGGAAAAGCGGAAACAUUCAUUAUCACUAAACUGUCUCAUAUUCUUUUUGACUGCCCCAGACUAACUGAUCUGUCUCGACAGGUCUGGGAAACCAGAAAUUCUCGACCUGUUUGUUGACAUGUAUGCACUAUGCAAAACAGCAGGGUUUCUGUCUAGGGCUUUUGCACGAGAGGAUUUGUGCCUCUCAAGCCCUCACUCAAAUGGAGUUUGAUGAUGAUGAUGACAGUGAUUAUCACUAAACAAAUUGCUUCAGGAUGUGUUUGUUAUCCCAACAUGUGCUUGCUGAUUGUUAAGUCUUAAAAAAGGAAACUGAAUUAUCUUAUAUAAAUUACCAAAAAUUUUUAAGCAUUUCUGUUAAGAUCAUGAUCAAUACAUUCAUUUUUUUAAAGUUAUUGGUUUAUAAUUGAAAGGUAAUUAUCUUAAUGAAAUAAUGUCAUUUCUUAAACAAAAAGUGUAAAUCAACCCUACAAGUCCAACGCUAAAUGCAAUUAUUUUCUUUAAUUGGUACUGUCUCAUAUUUUUAUGUUAAUGAUAUUAUUUAUUUAUUGCCAUGUGAAGUUCAUAAGCAUUUUGUUAUAUUAAUAUACACUGAUGUCAUUUGUUUAUUGACAUUUGAUUGUUUAGAAAUUGUAAGAAAUGUUAAAGUUUUUGAUGAGGCAUCCAACCAAGAAAUGUUUUAUUUAUUGUUUUAUAUAGAUUUGCACAGAAUUUUAAAAAUAUUAAUUCUGAAUAUUUGAAUUGGAAAAAAAAAAUUCUUCCUCAUUAAAAACUUAACAGCAAUGAAAGAUUGUAGUGUUGAUCAAACCAAGGCUCAACUUUUAAUUAUUUGUCCCAUUAGUACAGACAUCCGCAAGUCCGAUUUCUAGCUGUCAGCAAAAAAGUGCUAAAAAUAUGUACAUUUUGUUUACGUUUUGAGAUAUUUAAAAAAUACUGACUAAUCUUUGUUCUACUUGAUGUUUAGAGCUAUGACUAUUCAAAUAAAGUUAACCAUAAUUUGUUAUUUUUUACUUAUUGUAUUCCUCAAAUUUUAUGAUCUUCCCCACAAACAGAAGUCACGACACAUAAAGCACAACUUUGCUUCCUAUACUCACUUUAUGAAUCUUUUUGUUCUCUAUUUAAUCCAUGGCCCAUCAUCACUUCUAAAUGGAUUUAUCUUUUUUUUUUCUACAUCUUUAGCAGGACCCUUGGCCAGAAUUAUUAUCCUUAACAUUAGACUCAGUGGUACAAAUUUCCCUCAACAUGCUGAAUAAUUUCUGGUCUUUUCUAAUUUAGACUGCUUUUCUUGGUCAGAGUAGGGUGCAUCUCUUCUGUUGUCAUGGAACCUUUGUUUGAAGUUAAGACUUUUUUUAUUUCCUUGUAAUGAAAAUGAGGGGAUAGGGCAUCAGUAUUCCUUUUAAUCUGCCAUUUGAAGAACUAUUGGGUUGUUGAAGCUGAGUACCAAAGCAGUCUUCCGGUUAAUUGGAAAGGUUUUCACAAUGGCAGGGACAGUUUGUUUUGGAUAGCAUCAAAGGAAAAUUUUUUUAUAAAUUUGUUUUCAUAAUUGUGUUAUGUUAGAAAGUGUAUGUCAUAAAUUGUUUUAAUAUGGUAAAUAUGUACAUUUUAUUUUGUGUUGAUUUUUUUUUUUAAGCCAGUAAUAAUACUUUCAUAUAUGAAGCAAUAUUAAAUUUUGACUAAAAUUGUAAA
Biomphalaria glabrata is the source of this 7764-nucleotide messenger RNA. Its product is annotated as serine/threonine-protein kinase DCLK1-like. Gene Ontology annotation, molecular function: ATP binding; protein kinase activity. Gene Ontology annotation, biological process: protein phosphorylation; intracellular signal transduction. Lineage: Eukaryota; Metazoa; Mollusca; Gastropoda; Planorbidae. Bases 652 to 3558 code for a protein of 968 amino acids. The record is from RefSeq and is a predicted model, not a curated record. The transcript is spliced from 8 exons.